This is a messenger RNA of Sphaeramia orbicularis (orbiculate cardinalfish), 9442 nucleotides long. RefSeq names its product Rho GTPase activating protein 23a (gene arhgap23a). The record is from RefSeq and is a predicted model, not a curated record. NCBI's taxonomy places the organism in Eukaryota, Metazoa, Chordata, Actinopteri, Kurtiformes, Apogonidae. Gene Ontology annotation, molecular function: protein binding. The transcript is spliced from 24 exons. Gene Ontology annotation, biological process: signal transduction. The coding region runs from base 1047 to 6524 and encodes 1825 amino acids.
UUUUUUUUUGUGUUUGUCUCCUUUCUGAGUGGAGGGGAGGCAAGCGUAUAAGGCAGGGCCAGCUUUUGUGGAGUUUAGCGGCGGGGGAUCACAGCUUUGUCACUGUGUUUGUGUCGCUCACACACAUGCAGCACAUGUGCAGCCACCAGACCUCCUCUUCAUGCGGUACCACUGAGAUUAUGGUGGAUUUAGCCUGCUGGAGAUAUCUCCAUCUGGACUGUUCAGGGCUGGAGUCGGGGGGGCCUCGGUGAUGUGAUGUCCACUGGAUUAGACUGCAGAGUUCAAGUUUUCUGUACAGCAGCAGUGUUUGUUUGCUGAUGGUCAGUGAUGAUGGAUUGAGUGGUUGUUUGGAGAAAGAAAAACAAGGAAGCAAAAGAGAAAAGGAAGGACCAAGUGAGGGAUGAAAUGACUGAUGCUUGCCAAGAUAAAGAGUUUGAGAUAGAGAUGAAGGGGUUUGUUUAGGGCUGGAGAUAGAGGGAGAAAAGAAGAAGAAAAAAGAGAGAGACAGUGAAAGAGAGAGAGAGAGGGCAGUGGGAGGGAGGAGUGUCAGAGGAUCCAGCCCUCUGGGACAGCGAUGUGUGUUUUGGGGGUGGACAGAGUGGCUUUGUAUGCAGAACAUCACCGGACACCGACGGGAGGGAAGCUGUCAGUUGUUCUCUGUGUGUGUCUGUAGUGAAACCAGACCUACCUCUGAUCCCUGCACCACACACACUCCUCCAUCUGCUGCCCAGGAGGCUGCCUUCUGCUGCAUCUGGACUCAACCCCCUCUGAGAGUCUUUCAGAGUCUUGGAGAGCCCAUUCACUUUUCUUUCUUGGAGGUCAGGAGCGAUAGACUGUGAUGUGGAACUUGUGGGAUUAAACUUUCCGGAGGCUCAGCAGUGACAGCGAUGGAUCGGAGCCAGGAGACUGGAAGUUUAGGCUCUUAAAUGAAGGAUUGGAGGUUUUGCCGGCAACCAUCUUCACUUGGCCCCACUAUUUUUCCCUGUAUUUCUGCGUCUGGACACUGUCCGCAGCCUUGUGUAGUUACUUGAGUGUGUUAGCAGCCCAUGUGGGCAGUGAGUGAUGCGGAUCUGAGCAAAUUCUGCGCCCCGAUGCCCGCUGCUAUGCUCCCGUGUCCUUCGCCGGCCGGGUCUGACUGGAGCUUCCAGAACCCGGUGGGGGUGGACUGCAGCUCUCCAGAACCUCGCUGCAUCUGGCUGGCAGUGCUCCGUGGUGCCACGGCCCCUGUGCCCCCACCCACACUGCCAGCCAUGCCCACUGGGCACAGCCAGAGCUCCCAGAAGCCCAGGGGUAAGGGGCGGAGGGAUGGUCUCUCCUCAACCGGUGACAACCCUCGGCCGCCGAUGGCGACCCGGCCGGGAAGGGAGGGGGUCGGCGUGGGCUGGAAGUGUCCCCGGACGCUGGUUCUCCAUAAGAACUCCCAGGGUUUUGGUUUCACAUUACGCCACUUCAUCGUUUACCCUCCGGAAUCGGCCCUUCACACCAACCUCAAGGAUGAGGAGAACGGUAAUGGAAAAGGUAAGGGGUACCAGAAAGGUCGACUGGAACCGAUGGACACCAUAUUUGUCAAGAAUGUGAGAGAGAAGGGUCCGGCCCACCAGGCAGGCUUGUGCACAGGAGAUCGGCUGGUGAAGGUGAACGGGGAGAGUAUUUUAGGAAAGACGUACUCACAGGUGAUCGCCCUCAUUCAGAACAGUGAGAGUGUGUUGGAGCUCUCCAUUAUGCCCAAAGAUGAAGACGUGCUCCAGUUGGCUUAUUCCCAGGAUGCCUACCUGACAGGCAACGAACCCUACUCAGGGGGAGCAGAGAACCUCCCACCACCCCCACCCAUCUGUUACCAACGCACCAAAACCCAGCCCUCAGCCGGGGCCCCGUCGUCUGCCUCCAUGGGCCAGAACCAGCUGGAUAACUGGAGUCGCUGGCCCGGUUCCUCCAGCCCAUCUUCACCCCUGGACAACCGCUCUGCUGUGGGCAGCCCCGCCAGCUGGCAGGAGGGGCGGCCGGGAGAACCAGGAGGAGUGGGUCACAGCAGCCCGGCCCACCGCACAGAGGAGAUCCAGUACGGUAUGACUAGUCAGCAGCCUCAGGGUCAGACCAGGGGCCGCUCCUACUCGUCUUCGUCCUCAUCAGGAGGCCCGUUGUCGAGUCCGCUCCAAGUCCACUACCCCAACCACCACGCUGCCGGCUCAUCCCAGGCUCAGCCACGGAAGUCCAGCUCAGCAUGGACCAGCCCGCCCCUGCCCCAGCUCAGCCAUGCUCGCCCUGAGCGUUGCCAGCAGGCCCUGUCAGACUGGUACUACAGCCAGCUGCCUGACCGCUCGGGACGCAGUAUGCAGACCCGCCACCGCAGCUACUCUCAGGACCGUCUCAGCGACAUGAGGAGGCAGCAGCAGCGGUCCGGCGGAUGGCCACACAGCGCCUCCCAGGACACUCUGCUCUUACUGCAACAGUCAGGACCGGGGCCUCAAGGAGAUCCCUACUGGUCCUACGAGUACGAGGGGGAUCCAGGUAGGGGCCACCCUGCAUCCAACUACACCCGAACACGCUCCGAAAACCUACUAGCCCAGUAUGAUCGCCAUGGCCGCUCUUUAGAGAUGUUGGACCGAGAAGCAGCUGGACUGGUCUCGCCCCGGUUUGAGAGACCGUCAUGGCAUCAGCCUCCCCAACCACCCCCCAGACCCGACGCCUACCCACGACCAGCACCGGGGAGCCACUUCGGUGCAACACAGGCUCCACCAGUAUCUCGACACUCACAGUCUCACUCAAAACACCACACACCGACCCAGACCCACUCGCAGCCCCAGUCCCAGUCCCAGCCCCAGCAGGCGGCCCCCCAGAGCAGGCGGCUCCCUCCUGGGCAGAGCAUGGACGACCAGCCUGUCGGCUACCGCAGCUACAGCCCCUCAUUUUACCGUAAGACGGGUCGCAUCAUGCAGCAGGCCCACUCUUUCAGGGACCCCUCAUACACUGGCCCCCAUUUGAACUGGAACCUAACACCUAAAACGAGUCCCCCAGAGGCCAUCUCUGCAUCCAUUAAUGCUUCGUCGGCAUCCCCGCUUACAUCGACCACACCGGAAUCCCAGGACAGAGCAUACAGGCCGACAAACCACGAGAGAGAACGGGGAUCGACGGAGGCACAGACGGAAGUGGCGGCACAGACGCAGGAAGUCGUGCUAAGGCAGAAACCUCCCACAGGGCGGAGGAACGCCCACGGUAUGCGACAUCCCCACUACGCGCUGCCCAUGGACGGGCUAGAACCCUCAUUGUUUUCUCCAGAAUCCCAGGACUUGGCUCCGGUACCUUCUGCAGGAGAUGGAGCCCCACGCAAACCCAACGGCAGCCUUGCCCCCCUCCCGUUAGAGGACGACUCUCUGGCCUCCAUCCCCUUCAUAGAUGAACCGACCAGCCCCGGUGCUGAUUUGCGCGCCCGCCACGUGCCGGCGUCCUCCGUGGUGUCCAGCGGCAUGAGUUCUGCGCCCCCCGUGGUCACCAGCCCUGCCUCCCCCACCUUCACCUUCCCCCUCACUAGGCUCUUCUCACAAGAUUGCAGCAGUAUUAAAUCCAGUCGCCGUUCCUCCUAUCUUCUAGCCAUCACCACAGAGCGCUCCAAGUCAUGUGACGAAGGACUCAACACAUUUCGAGAAGAGGGCCGAGUCUUCUCGAGGCUUCCAAAGAGAGUGAAAAGUUUCUUCACAGAUGGAUCUCUGGACAACCUUGGGACGGCAGAGGAGGUUCGAUCGAAACGGCAUUCCACCUCCGAGCUGGGAAACAUCACCUACAGUGAUGUACGGCGAGAAGGAUGGCUGCACUUCAAACAAAUCCUCACAGAGAAGGGAAAGAAGGUUGGCAGCGGUAUGCGUCCCUGGAAGCGAGUUUUCUCCGUUCUUCGCUCCCACUCGUUGUUUCUCUACAAGGACAAGAGGGAGGCGGUGCUCCGCGGCGCGACCAUCGGUGGCGGGGCAGAGGAUGAGCAGCCAAUCAGCAUCCGGGGCUGCCUGGUGGACAUAGCGUACAGCGAGACCAAACGUAAACAUGCCCUGCGCCUGACCACCCAGGACUUCUGUGAAUACCUGCUGCAGGCGGAGGACCGGGAGGACAUGCUGGACUGGAUUAAAGUUAUCAGGGAGAACAGCAAGACAGACAACGAGGAGUUUAGCUUCUCCAGACAGGCCCUUAUCAACAAGAAACUGAAUGAUUACAGAAAACAGAGUCCAACAGGCAGCAAACCCGACUCAUCUCCCAGAAUGCCCCGCAUGAAACCUCCCUUCCUACUCGCCAAAACGGAAAAUGCAGCCGGGGCGCCACGUUCCCCGAAACCAGAGGGCAAAGAUGAGAGCAGUCCUCCUAAAUCUCCAUGGGGCAUCAACAUCAUAAAGAAAACAAAGAAGGCUGGACCUAAAGCGUUUGGUGUAAGGUUGGAGGAGUGUCAACCAGGUGCUAAUAACAAGUUCAUCCCCAUGAUCGUGGAGAUCUGCUGUGGUCUGGUGGAGGAGAUGGGUCUGGAGUACACGGGGAUCUACAGGGUCCCAGGAAACAAUGCCAUGGUGUCGAUGCUCCAGGACCAGCUCAACAAGGGUGUCGACAUCAACCCUACGGAGGAGAAGUGGCAGGACCUUAACGUAGUUAGCAGUUUACUCAAAUCGUUCUUCAGGAAACUUCCAGAGCCGCUUUUUACAAACGAUAAGUACAACGAUUUCAUCGACGCCAAUCGGAUGGAAAAUGCCUCUGACAGGCUCAAGACCAUGAAGAAACUGAUCCGAGACCUUCCAGAUCAUUAUUAUCACACUCUAAAGUUCCUGGUUGGUCACUUGAAGACUGUAGCUGACCACUCAGACAAGAAUAAGAUGGAGCCCCGGAACCUGGCUCUGGUGUUUGGACCGACUCUGGUUCGGACGUCUGAGGACAACAUGAAAGACAUGGUCACACACAUGCCGGACCGCUAUAAGAUCGUAGAAACCCUCAUCCAACAUUGCACCUGGUUUUUUAAUGAAGAGCUCGACAAGGAUGAAAAGACACCGGUGGACACGGAGGACGUUCAGCCGGCCCCCAACAUCGACCACCUGCUGUCCAACAUCGGCAGGACCGCCCUGCUGGGGGAGGCCUCAGACUCAACCAACAGUGAUUCAGCGAAAUCGAAGGGGUCAUGGGGGUCCAAGAAGGACCUCACAGCAAAGGACUUCCUGACUCUGUCCAUCAUGUCAGCUGUCACGGGCCGCAAACGCAGGAAGCGCCACAACGCCCGCCGUGUGGGCAGCAGCACCGACGACGACUCGGAGCAUGAGCCAAUCAAAGCUGGACAUCUUGGGGCGGAGGAGGAAGAGGACGCAGAGUCGCCGACAGGAGACGCUGCUCCUCGCGCAGAGGGAGAGCAGGACGAUGAUGACGAAGAGGAGGAGGAAGAGGAGGAGGAAGAGGAAGAUGAGGAAGUUGUAGAAAGCGGAGAGAAAGAGGAGGUCGAAAAGGAGGUGGCGGUUAUUCCCAGUCGGCCGUGCUGUAAAGAGGAAGAGGAGGCUGAAGGAAGGCAGGGAGUGGAGGUGAAGCGAGCUCCGGAGGACGCGCGCUCCAUCGUGUCGGGAUACUCCACACUCUCCACACUGGGGCGGAGCUUAGGGUCAGAGGGGAGGGGCGACGAUGCAGAUGACGAGCACAGCGAGCUGGUGAGUGAGACGGACAAUGAGAGCGGCUUCGCUUCUCGCUCUCUGACGCAGGAGAGGCCGAAUAAACACCCACCUGCCCAACAGCCAGCACCCCCACGCAGCUUCCUCUACACCCACUACAAACCCCCCGUGCUCUCACCCACAAACCUUCUAGCCCCGCCCACUCCCCUUACACCAGACUCUGCGGAGAGGAACGAAGGAGGAGCGCGGUCCACCACGCCUUCAUCGUCCUCCUUCUCGUCCUCCUCCACCACCCACAAACUCCACUCGCGGCCUUCAUUCAACUCCCACAAGCUGAUCCAGUGUGACACCCUGGCGAGAAAGAAGCUGAAGGGGGAGAAGGCGAAGGCGCGCUCUCUGGACCUGCUGGAGCUGGGUCAGGGUGACGGAGGUGGACCGGGGUCAGAGGGCAGAGGGAGGAAAGACACCUCCAGGACCAACCCCUCCUCGGGGAGCAGCCAGGAGAGCCUGCGUCCAGUCCGACCCAAACCUGCCCUGCCCCCCGGUGGUGGCGGUGGUGGUGAGGCCGCCUCCUUCAGCCCAACGGGUCCAGGAGGGAACACCAGGUCUCUGGCAGACCACGUCAGAGCUCGACUGCUGGGCUCGGCUGACGACCUGCGCAGCGUUGGACUGCGAAAACCGCUUUCACCCGAGACGCGUAGGAAGAGACGGGCGUGGCGAAGACACACCGUGGUGGCCUCCCCAACUGAGAGCUCAGACAAGAGACCCCCACUGACUGUCAGCGAAUUCCCCCUGUCUCCUGUUUCUUCAAACCAGGUCAAAGCACCACGGCUGCCUCAGGACGCAGACGACCAAGGACUGGCUGCACGCCAAACACCCGCCUCUAGAUUCCACGAGUACCUGUGACCUCGCCGUCUGACCCCAACCCCACCGAUCCUGAAGGGGGUCCGGGCUGCAGCGCUGACUCCCUGCAGGUCGGGCUGUGGUUCACUGUCAGAUGCGUCACAGUGGGAGAUCUGAAGUGGGGUUGUAUGUGAAUCAGUCAGUGUAUUACAGUGUAAGUGCAGUAGUUUGCACAUCCAGAUCCAGACACUAGAACCUGACACUAAAUAAAGUACUGUGACAGAUCAGCAGCAAUUUAAGCAUCACUUUAAGUUGAGGCUAAUUCGGAAUAAUUUCACCGCUUCACUUUGCUGUCAAACAGCGCUUUCCAACUGUGAACUGAACUCCUCAAAGCAAUGAGACUCCUCGACAUUAACAGUAAUUGUACCUCACAGAACACAUGAGUUUGCUGGUUUCCUGCUGCCUCGAUAUUCACUUCAAUGAGCAAUAAAUCACAUCUCAAAUUAUUUUGGCUGGAUGACAGUUAACCAUAUACAUCUCAAUAUUUUAAAACCCCAGAAAUUGUCAGAAAAACUCAAAUGUGUAGCUGCAGUAUCAGUAUCAGAAAUACUGUGUUUUCAGUGACACAUUGCAAGUUAAGAAAAUAAUGCAUUAAACAAAAACAUGAUUGGCUUAAAUGUUCUGAAAAUGUUCCUGAAGUUACAUAAAUAUGUCAUCUACAGCUUCUAUAAUAUGGUCACGUACCAAACUGCAUGUAGAACAAAUAUGGGAUGUUGUUAGGAUCUAAAUUAACAUCUGAUCGAAGCAGUAGUAAACCUGAAACCACUGACUCUGGAUCAGUACUUCAUACAACCCCACUUCAAAACAUCCAAUCAAAACCAUUAACCUGUCUUUGGAGCAGCCCCCCCCACACACUCUACCUUUCUUUAUAUUUUUUAUAAGCUCCAUUUGCAUGUCAAGGGGCAUUCCAGUGUUGCCAAAGCGUUUUUUUUUCCCCGUAUGAGUGCUUUUAUAGAGAUAACACAGAAACAAGAGACACAACCAGACCUCAUCACAAUCGACGUUACAGCCAAGAAUUCUUCCUUUCUUCUUCUCCCUGCCGUCUGGCUCACACACCACGUUAAUCUGAGGCUUUUAUCCCAUCAAGUGACCACAGAGAGAUGCUAAAAACACAUCUCUCACCUGGUUCUUGACAGAAUGGUGCUUCUUAUCAAAGUGGAUUUCGGCACGUCAUUUCGCAAAAUCUCUCCUUUAAUGAGCCAGAAAAGAGAAAACAGACACUCAGCCUCACAACCAGUUUUAAAAAAAUAAUCGAAACCAUUGAAACCAUUUCAAGAGGGAACUCCACUUUCAGGCCAGAGCUGGUCAGUCUUCCUAAUCUGUUACUCCUCAGACCACCGACACUGUAACAGUCAUUUAUACUCAACUCAGCAGAUCCUAAAGUACAGAUGUCUCGACUUGUUAAUAAUGUUUAUGUGUGUUUUCGCGACAAUAUUUGUGUCUAAUUGUGCAGGUGUCGAAAACCUUUUUUGUAACAUUUGUACAAAGCCUUGUUAAGUUAACCUUGUAAAUAUAAUUAUUAUGUUAUCAUAUUUGUUUUUACUUUUUUUAGUUCUUUUUUUAUGGUUUACAAAAGUGCGUACAAGUGCACAGUCGUUUCUUUCAAGAUGUUACUUGAAAUGUUUCCUUUAAUAUAUUCUUUUUGUUUUAUAUUCAAUAUAUAUAUAAAUAUUAUAUAUAUAUAUUUUGUAUUAAAGUAAAAAAAAAAAAGUACUAUUAUUGUGAUGUCACCUCUUGGGUGUACCUGUUCCAAGGAGACACGAUAAAACACGAUAAAACCUGAUCCUUAUUUCCUCAUAGAUGGCCUUUUCUCUCGGAUUCUCAGCACUGUGCAGAAAACCUUUAUCUUAUAGGUGAGUGUAUCCGGUGACUAUACUCUAAGAUGUACACAAAACUCUGUAGUUAUCACAUGUAGCAAGAAACUAAGUGUAAUCAGGUAAUUAUUGGAGUGUAUUAUUAGGAUGUUUGCAGGCAGCUCAGCCCACAGUGAGACGUCUGGCCUCGUCGUUUGUCUUUUUCCUCACGUCUCCUCAUAUUUACCAAGCAGAGGAAAGUACUUGGAUAGGAGACAGACGAGAAGCCUGGCAGCGCUUUUGGAGAAUGUCUAAAUAUUGUUUCGGUGCGUCCACUACAACAAAACAGCCGCAUUUUCACUCCUUUCUGUUGUCAGCUACAUGUUUUCACCCCAUCCCCUCUGAGGGUUGUAUCUGUCGGCGCAUUUAUUACCUUAGGGGGUUACAUGAUGAGGAGUUUUCCAUAAGGUCAGGCUCUUAGAAAAAUAAAUACAAAAAAAAAAAAAAAUCCUCCUUGACUGCAAAAAAUGGUACAUUGGAGGGAGUGAAUACAAAAUGCUGUUGUCUUGACUGUGGAACUGAAUCACCAUGACCGUAAUAAUAAUAAUGAUAAUAAUAUUAAAUAAGUUAUAGUCUUGUCUUACCUCAAGAGUUUUUCUACAAGUGCCUGAUUUCUGGAAUGUGUUUUUGUCCUGCAGUGCCAUGGUCACUACUACUCCUUCUUCUUCUUUUUCCUCUUUCUUUUCACUGUUUCUGGUCAUCCUCACCCCUCUCUACUCUCCUGUGGUUGAUGGUAAACGUAGGCACUGACCCAAAGAUGUGUACAUUAUAAAUACAAGCGGCUGUAAAAAAAAAAAAAAAAAAGAAAAAGAAAAAGCACACUUCAAGCCAAGGACACGUCUAUGCACUCUCUUUGCCUCUAACACAGGCAUUAACAGCUAUUACCCAUGCUGCUAAGAGGGAAGAGGCAUAGUAUUCUCUCAGCUGCUUUUCUUAUAAAAACAGAGGUCAUCUCUCUCUUGCCUAGUGAUCCACAGUGUGUGAAUAUGGUACACCUACUUAACAACCCCUACUCUGGAACAGCAUUAGUCAGACAACACUCCUGAACCAUUCAUUGAAAAAAAAAAC